Molecule: messenger RNA, 231 nt
Organism: Phytophthora infestans T30-4
Lineage: Eukaryota; Oomycota; Peronosporomycetes; Peronosporales; Peronosporaceae
Exons: 1
Coding region: 1-231 (76 amino acids)
Source: RefSeq, a predicted model, not a curated record
AUGCAAACGCCACCGAGCGGCACCAACACAAGUACCACAUUGAUUGUUAAGGUCACUUCAGUCGUCGUUGGCUGCGGGCAGGAAAGUUUUCCUGUGCACCGGAUGGAACGCAACUUGAUGGAGCUCAAACGACACGUGCGAGCUCAGUUUUUCGAACCAGCAGAUGCUCGUAAACUGGAUGCUAUCGACAUUGGCUCGCUGAUGAGUCGUUGCAAGAAGUACAAGCUCUAA